AUGGGUUCAUCAUUCAACAAGAUUGCAUCUUAUUUCCCCAGAAAAGAAGAGGUUCGUGUACUUAUAUCAGGCCUGGAUGCAGCUGGUAAAACAACUGCUCUUUAUGUCAUGAAGUUGGGUGAAGUCGUGACAACAAUUCCUACGAUCGGUUUUAAUGUUGAAACAGUUGAAUUUAAAAAUAUUACAAUGACAGCUUGGGAUGUGGGUGGUCGUGACAAAAUUCGACCCCUCUGGAGACACUAUUAUCAAAAUACUCGCGCCAUUGUUUUUGUCAUCGACUCAAAUGAUCGAGAUCGAAUAAAUGAGGCAUCAAAAGAGCUGCAUGCAAUCAUCAACGAAGAUGAACUCCAGAACAAGCCUGUUCUCAUAUUGGCGAAUAAACAAGAUCUACCGAAUGUAAUGUCGAUAGAUGAGUUACGAGAUAAACUUGCUUUAGACAAAUUAACCGGGGACAGAAGAUGGCAUAUACAACCGACAGUAGCCACAAAAAACCAAGGUCUUCAAGAAGGUUUUGAAUGGUUGGCAGGUGCAUUAAUGAGCAAAAAUGUUAAUAUUUUGCAACCACUGAUAGAAACAGCAAACGAUUCAAAAAUGAUGAAAGACGAUAUUCUAUUGAUGUUUUCUUCGAUUAAUCUUAAGUCAAUUCUUGCUAAAUUCAUUCAGUAUUAA
Messenger RNA from Rotaria sp. Silwood1, 669 nucleotides. Lineage: Eukaryota; Metazoa; Rotifera; Eurotatoria; Philodinida; Philodinidae. The record is from the annotation of a GenBank genome assembly.